This is a messenger RNA of Mesorhabditis spiculigera, 1716 nucleotides long. NCBI's taxonomy places the organism in Eukaryota, Metazoa, Nematoda, Chromadorea, Rhabditida, Rhabditidae. The record is from the annotation of a GenBank genome assembly.
AUGAACAGAACGCUUCUCCGCUACAUAGCGCCCAGACGGAAGGAAGGGGUGAUAAAUAUAAUCCUCGUGCUACUCUUCAUCUUUGGACUCGUCCAAUAUUAUAACACCAAGUCUUCCGUUAACAAAGCAGACCCAAAUUUGCAAGCCCGAGGCAUCCGAUAUCAACGGCCAAACUAUGCGGGCCACCGAGAAGGUGCCGGCGAGAACGGACGAGCGGUCCUCUUGACCGGAGACGAAAAAGAAGCUGGCGAAAAGGACAUGAAGGAAUGGUUUAUGAAUGUGCAUGCCAGCGAUAAGAUCUCGUUAGAUCGAAGUUUGCCGGACGUGAGACGGGAAGAGUGCCGGAGAUUGACCUAUGAUUAUGACAAUCUGCCGGAUGCAUCGGUAGUGAUCAUCUUCACGGAUGAAGCCUGGACGCCGUUGAUGCGAACGGUGCAUUCCGUAGUCAACAGGAGCCCAAGUAAACUGCUCAAAGAAGUGAUUUUGCUAGAUGAUAACUCGCAGCGAGAAGAACUAAAGGCAAAUUUGGACGAGUAUGUGACGCGUUUUGACGGGCUCGUCAAGGUGAUUAGAAGCGACGUAAGGCUCGGCUUGAUUCGCGCGAAAUUAUUAGGAGGAAAACACGCAACAGGCGAGAUUGUGGUUUUUCUCGAUUCGCAUUGUGAGGCUACAAAAGGAUGGCUUGAGCCGAUCGCUGCUCGAAUCAAGGAGAAGCCGACAGCCGUUGUUUGUCCGAUUAUCGACUAUAUUGACGCGAAAACGAUGGCAUAUUCAGGCGAUCCCUAUGCGACAUCCGUCGGCGGCUUCUCCUGGGCCCUCCAUUUCACCUGGGAGGGAAUGCCGGAAGUCGAGAAAAAUCGCAGAACAUCGGAUACACAGGAGAUCCGUUCUCCAACAAUGGCCGGCGGCCUGCUCGCUGCAAAUCGGAAUUACUUCUUCGAAGUGGGCGGCUACGACGAGGAGAUGGACAUUUGGGGCGGAGAAAAUCUGGAGAUUUCUUUUAGAGUUUGGAUGUGCGGCGGUUCGAUCGAAUUUCUGCCAUGCUCUCAUGUUGGUCACAUUUUCCGGGCUGGCCAUCCGUAUAACAUGACCGGGCGCGGAGGAAAUAAAGAUGUGCAUGGCACAAAUUCGAAGCGUUUGGCUGAAGUCUGGAUGGACGACUACAAGCGCUUAUACUACUUACACCGCCCGGAUCUAAAACACAAAGACGUCGGCGAGCUGAAAUCGCGACGGGAAUUGAGGGAACGAUUGAACUGCCAGUCCUUCAAGUGGUACCUCGACAACAUCAUCCCCGGGAAAUUCAUCCUGGAUGAAGAUGUGCAUUCCUACGGAAAUGCAUUUACACGAGUGGGCGGGAUCGAGAUGUGCCUGGACACGCUGCAGCGGGAUGAGAAAAUGCCCCAAUUGUUGGGAAUUUAUCACUGCCAAUCGGGUGGCAGUUCGGCACAGGUUUUCUCAUACUCCAAGCAAAACCACCUCCGCCGUGAAAACAAUUGCGCCCGCGUGGAAAAGGGCGGCCGUGAAUCAACGGGACGGGUCAGAAUGCAGCCCUGCUCCUCUGGCUCGGCCUCCACUUGGACUGUUAAAGAAGGACAAAUCACGGAGGACGGAUCUGGCCUUUGCCUAACGACAAAGGGGCUCAAGGCCGGCGAUGACGUCAUUGUUGCAGCUUGCGACAAAAUGGACCCCCAUCAAUUGUGGACGUUCCGUAACCCA